Molecule: messenger RNA, 399 nt
Organism: Blepharisma stoltei
Lineage: Eukaryota; Ciliophora; Heterotrichea; Heterotrichida; Blepharismidae
Source: the annotation of a GenBank genome assembly
AUGACAGAGGAUCUAUUAGUCUUUGUAGUGCUCAGGACACCUACUGCUUCCUUCUUUAUUACUGCCUUAAUAGGUAUAAAAUUGUUUGCCUGAAGUAUGUCUGACUUUACAUCUUCUCUUUAUCAUUCAUGGGACAAAGAAAAAAUACCCCUGCUAAGAUCUGACCUGGCAAAAACCCACCCUGACUUUCUUAAAUUAUGGAAUCUGCUUGCUUGAGGUUGGGUCUACUCGCCAGACACCCCAGACAAUUGCUCAAUAUGCAAUAUUUUAAAAAGUUCUCAAAGGUGAAAAAAUUUCAAAAGCAACCCAAGACCUCCCUUUUCCCACCAACUUGUCCUAAAACUAAAAUCUAGCAUUCCCAAGCCACCUGCUGGAUUUCUACAGCCGAAAACUUCCUAA